AUGGACCUCUACCGUUGUCAUCGCAUGAUGUUUACGGCCCUGGGCGCUCGCCAGGCCAACCAGCGCCCAUUUCUGCUCCAGUGGAGAGCUUCGAAGGGCUUUAUAAUAUUCGUGGUGGUUUUUGCUGUCUUCACUGACAUUCUGCUUUAUGGAAUUAUCGUCCCUGUGACUCCGACUGCGCUGCACGAAAGAGCUGGAAUUAGUGAAGGAGAUGAACAAUCUUGGACAUCAGUCCUCCUAGGCCUCUACGGCGGCGCUCUUCUCACUUGUUCACUUCUCGCUGGCUACCUCGCUGACAGAAUCGAAUCCCGUCGCUGGCCUCUGAUUCACGGUCUCGUGGCCCUCGGCGCAUCGACAGCUCUCCUCUGCGUUGGAACCCACAUUGGGCUCUGGAUUGCUGGGCGUCUCUGCCAGGGUGCGUCGGCCGCUAUCGUGUGGACAGUCGGCUGUGCGCUAAUUGUCGACACGGUCGACAAGGAUGCCCUGGGCCAAGCUCUCGGGUAUAUUGGCAUGGGAAUGACCUUUGGCCUUAUGGGCGGUCCGCUUGUCGGUGGUGCAUUGUAUGAGCAUGGUGGCUACUACUCGGUCUUUGCGUUGGCAUUUGCGCUCAUCGCGUUGGAUAUUGUCUUUCGUAUUGUCAUGGUUGAGAGAAAGGAUGCGGUGCAGUGGCUUCAGGGCGAAGAGCAGAUACAGCCACAGGUGCCGGUCGUCGCUGUUCCUCAGCAAUCGGAGAGCGACACAGACAUCGAGGGCCAGAAAGGCAAACAAAGCCUGCAAGCACCAUCGCCCCAAGACACGCCCAUCCCAACUCCAACCGCUGAGCAACCAGCAAGAAAACAAAAAUGCGCUGUCCUCACACUCCUCGCCUCCAGUCGCAUGCUCGUCGCACUCUGGGCCUACUUUAUUCUCUCCGUGCUCCUUACCUCCUUCGACAGCGUGCUCCCCCUCUUCGUUGAAGAGACUUUCCACUGGGCCCAGACCGCACAGGGUCUCAUCUUCAUUCCACUAACUUUCCCGCAUAUUAUUGGUCCCGCGGUUGGGUACAUCAAUGACCGCUUCCCAGCAUCCAGACGCUACGUCGCGGGCGGCGCGUUCUUCGGCACGGUCCCUGCUCUCGUUUGUCUACGCUUUGUGUCGGAGAACAGCAUGCAUGAUAUCGUUAUUCUCUGUGCACUCCUUGCCCUGAUCGGGACCUGCAUAGCAGCAAUGUUCGCUAUUAUCCUUGCCGAAAUUUGCUACGUCGUCCAGGAAAAGGAAGAAGCCAAUCCCAGGGCCUGGGGCAAAGGCGGUGCAAUAGCGCUGGCUUACGGCAUGAGUAAUGCGGCGUUCGCGGGUGGCAGUCUGGCUGGACCCUUUCUGGCGGGAUUUGUCCGGGAGCAUCAGGGCUGGGGCACUAUGGCGUGGGUUCUUGCGCUCAUUGUCGGUCUUACCGGCUUUCCAGUUUUGGGGUUCAUGGGGGGGUGGAUACUAGAGGAGAAGAAUGGAGAUUCAGAAUAG
Aspergillus mulundensis is the source of this 1497-nucleotide messenger RNA. RefSeq names its product MFS transporter. Lineage: Eukaryota; Fungi; Ascomycota; Eurotiomycetes; Eurotiales; Aspergillaceae. Gene Ontology annotation, molecular function: transmembrane transporter activity. Gene Ontology annotation, biological process: transmembrane transport. The transcript has 5 exons. The record is from RefSeq and is a predicted model, not a curated record. Bases 1 to 1497 code for a protein of 498 amino acids.